AUGAAACUGCAUCAUCCAAAAUAUUCUUCAGAAGUAGGUCUUAUUAUGGAAGCACUUGCACAGUACAAAAUUAGAGGUGGUAAUCUUUUUGCUAAGGAAUUCGUUAUUUCCAGCGAAAAAUCUAUGUCUGGGCAUGUUUGGUGGGCAGGAAUUUGCUCCAGUUCUAAAAUAAGUAGAUUGGCUGUAGACAUUUUAAAUUUACCAUCGUCAACAGCCGCAACCGAAAGAACGUUUAGUACUUAUGGUUUUAUUCAUCGGCAAAGAAGAAACAGGCUUACCGUGGAAAGAGCCGGAAAACUAACCUAUAUUGCCCAUAAUUAUAAUUUACUAAACGAAGAUCAUUCAAGAAGAGAAAAAGCUAAUGAGGAUUCUGAGGAAGAAAUUGAAAACGAAGAUCUCGGUUUCGAAAUUAUAGACUUGACUGAAUUAACUAAGGAGAAAGAAGAAUCAGAUGAAGAGGUUGGGGAUGAUGAGGAUGAUUUACCAUUAUCCACUGUAUUACGUAGUUCAUUCUGA
This is a messenger RNA of Anthonomus grandis grandis, 516 nucleotides long. RefSeq lists its product as uncharacterized. NCBI's taxonomy places the organism in Eukaryota, Metazoa, Arthropoda, Insecta, Coleoptera, Curculionidae. Bases 1 to 516 code for a protein of 171 amino acids. Gene Ontology annotation, molecular function: protein dimerization activity. The transcript has a single exon. The record is from RefSeq and is a predicted model, not a curated record.